Homo sapiens (human) is the source of this 17838-nucleotide messenger RNA. RefSeq names its product polycystin 1 like 1, transient receptor potential channel interacting (gene PKD1L1). Bases 8547 to 17309 code for a protein of 2920 amino acids. The record is from RefSeq and is a predicted model, not a curated record. Gene Ontology annotation, cellular component: ciliary membrane. Lineage: Eukaryota; Metazoa; Chordata; Mammalia; Primates; Hominidae. Gene Ontology annotation, biological process: calcium ion transmembrane transport. The transcript is spliced from 59 exons.
CAAGAAAGGCCCAAACAAAGCUAAUCUUUUGUCUUUUUGGUAAUGGCCAUUUUAACUGGUAUGAGGUGACUGAGGUGAUAUUUCAUUGUGAUUUUGAUUUUCAUUUUCUUAAUGAUUAGUGAUGUUGAACAUUUUUUCAUAUACCUGUUGGCCAUUUGCUUGUCUUCUUUUGAGAAGUCUAUUCAGGUCUUUUGACCAUGUUUUUUUUUUUUUUAAUUAGAAAAAUUAUUUAUUUCUGCUCCUUUCAUACAUCUUAUUGUUCAGGAAACAGUCUUACAUACAUAUCUGAAAUAAUCUACCGUCACACACUCUAGUUAAAGGCAAAGCACCAUAGGUAAACCUGAUCAGCUGUCCAGAGUUCUGAGCUUAUGGAAUCUUGCUUCUUGAUUUUACGUUAAUUUCUGAAAACAGAAACGCCAUCUCCAAAAGGUGUUAAGGGGGUUGUAAAAAAUAAUCACUUUAUUUGAUAUUACAGCUGUAAAUAUGGAGCUCUUUUUUUUUCUUUUUUACAGUUUUUUUUUUUUUUUUUAAUUUUUUUUUAUUGAUCAUUCUUGGGUGUUUCUCACAGAGGGGGAUUUGGCAGGGUCAUAGGACAAUAGUGGAGGGAGGGUCAGCAGAUAAACAAGUGAACAAAGGUCUCUGGUUUUCCUAUGCAGAGGACCCUGCGGCCUUCCGCAGUGUUUGUGUCCCUGGGUACUUGAGAUUAGGGAGUGGUGAUGACUCUUAACGAGCAUGCUGCCUUCAAGCAUCUGUUUAACAAAGCACAUCUUGCACCACCCUUAAUCCAUUUAACCCUGAGUGGACACAGCACAUGUUUCAGAGAGCACAGGGUUGGGGAUAGGGUCACUGAUCAACAGGAUCACAAGGCAGAAUAAUUUUUCUUAGUACAGAACAAAAUGAAAAGUCUCCCGUGUCCACCUCUUUCUACACAGACAUGGCAACCAUCCGAUUUCUCAAUCCUUUCCCCGCCUUUCCCCCCUUUCUAUUCCACAAAACCGCCAUUGUCAUCAUGGCCCGUUCUCAAUGAGCUGUUGGGUACACCUCCCAGACGGGGUGGUGGCUGGGCAGAGGGGCUCCUCACUUCCCAGUAGGGGCGGCCGGGCAGAGGCGCCCCUCACCUCCCGGACGGGGCGGCUGGCCGGGCGGGGGGCUGACCCCUCCACCUCCCUCCCGGACGGGGCGGCUGGCUGGGCGGGGGGCUGACCCCCCCACCUCCCUCCCGGACGGGGCGGCUGGCCUGGCGGGGGCUGACCCCCACCUCCCUCCCGGAUGGGGUGGCUGCCGGGCGGAGGGGCUCCUCACUUCUCAUAUGGGGCAGUUGCCAGGCGGAGGGUCUCCUCACUUCUCAGACGGGGCGGCUGGGCAGAGACGCUCCUCACCUCCCAGACGGGGUCGCGGCCGGGUAGAGGCGCUCCUCACAUCCCAGACGGGGCGGCGGGGCAGAGGCGCUCCCCACAUCUCAGACGAUGGGCGGCCGGGCAGAGACGCUCCUCACUUCCUAGAUGGGAUGGCGGCCGGGAAGAGGCGCUCCUCACUUCCUAGAUGGGAUGGCGGCCGGGCAGAGACGCUCCUCACUUUCCAGACUGGGUAGCCAGGCAGAGGGGCUCCUCACAUCCCAGACGAUGGGCGGCCAGGCAGAGACGCUCCUCACUUCCCAGACGGGGUGGCGGCCGGGCAGAGGCUGCAAUCUUGGCACUUUGGGAGGCCAAGGCAGGCGGCUGGGAGGUGGAGGUUGUAGCGAGCCGAGAUCACGCCACUGCACUCCAGCCUGGGCACCAUUGAGCACUGAGUGAACCAGACUCCAUCUGCAAUCCCGGCACCUCGGGAGGCCGAGGCUGGCGGAUCACUCGCAGUUAGGAGCUGGAGACCAGCCCGGCCAACACAGCGAAACCCCGUCUCCACCAAAAAAAUACGAAAACCAGUCAGGCAUGGUGGCGCGCGCCUGCAAUCGCAGGCACUCGGCAGGCUGAGGCAGGAGAAUCAGGCAGGGAGGCUGCAGUGAGCCGAGAUGGCAGCAGUACAGUCCAGCUUCGGCUCGGCAUCAGUGGGAGACCGUGGAAAGAGAGGGAGAGGGAGACCGUGGGGAGAGGGAGACCGUGGGGAGAGGGAGAGGGAGAGGGAGAGGGCUUUUGACCAUUUUUAAACAGGGUUAUUUGUUUUCUUACUAUUAAGUUGAGUUCCUUUUAUAUUUUAGAUAUUAAACCUUUGUUGGAUGUAUACUUUGCAAAUAUAAUAUUUUCUCCCAUUCUAUAGGUUGUCGCUUCACUAUCGGUUGUUUCCUUUGCUGUGCAGAAGCUUUUUAGUUUGAUGUAGUUUGAUUUGCCCAUUGUUUGCUUUUGUUGCCUGUGCUUUUGAAGUCUUGUUCAUAAACUUCUUGCCCAUAUAAAUGUAAUGAAGCAUUUCUCCUGUGUUUCCUCUAGCAGUUUCAUAGUUUCAGGUCUUAAAUCUAUGUCUUUAAUUCAUCUUGAGUUGAUUUGUGUAUAUGGUGGGAGAUAAGGGUUUAAUUCAUUCUUCUGCAUGUGGAUUUUCAGUUUUCCCAGCAUCGUUUAUUGAAAGACUGUACUUUCUUUUCAAUAAAUGUGUGUUCUUGGUGCCUUUGUUGAAUAUCAGUUGGCUGUAAAUGUGUGGAUUUAUUCCUGGGUUCUCUGUUCCAUUGAUCUAUCUGUUUUUAUACCAGUACCAUGCUGUUUUUAUAACUUUAGUUUUAUGGCAUAUUUUGAAGUCAGGUAUUAUGAUGCCUCCAGCUUUGUUCUUUUUGCUCAAGAUUGCUUUGGCUAUUCAAGGUCUUUUGUGGUUACAUACGAAUUUUAGGAUUUUUUUUUCUAUCUGUGAAGAAUGUCAUUGGUAUUUUGAUAGGAAUUGCACUGAAUCUGCAGAUUGCUUUGGACGGUAUGAACAUUUAAGAAAUAAUUCUUUCAAUCCAUGAACACAGGAUAACUUUCCAUUUAUUUGUGUCUUCAGUUUCUUUCAUCAGUGUUUUAUAGUUUUCAUCCUAGAGAUUUUUCACCAUGGUUAAGUUUAUUUCUAGAUAUAUAUAUAUAUAUUUUUUUUUAAUUGUAUUGUAAAUGGGAUUUUCUUGAUUUCUUUUUCAUAUAGUUCACCAUUAAUGUAUAGAAAUGAUACUGGUUUAUGGCUGUAAUCCCAGCACUUUGGGAGGCCAAGGCAGGUGAGUUGCUUGAGCUCGCGAGUUUGCCACCAGCCUGAGCAACAUGGCAAAACCCUUUCUCUACAAAAAAUACAAAAGUUAGCCAGGUGUGGUGGUCCCAACUACUUGGGAGGCUGAGGUGGGAGGAUUGGUUGAGCCCAGGGAGUUGAGGCUGCAGUGAGCUGUGAUUGCAACACUGCACUUCAGCGUGGGCAACAGAGUGAGAUCUUGUCUCAAAAAAAAGAAAUAAUACUAGUUUUUGUUUGUAGAUUUUGUAUCCUGAAACUUUACUGAAUGUUUUUUAGUUCGAACAGUUUUUUUGGUGGAGUCUUUAGGAUUUUCUCUACUUAUGAUCGUGUCAUCUGUAAACAGAGACAGUUAACUUCCUCCUUUCCGAUUUAGAUGCCUUUUCUUUCUCUUGCCUAAUUGCCUAAUUACAGCAUGUUCCUAUUCUGUAAAUGUUCAAUGAACUAGAGAAUGAUUCUUGGGUAGUUAAUAUUGUCAAUGUUGAUGAACUCUUUUCCUUCGCUGAAAGCAGCUACUUUGUUGGAGGUUUCAAUUCUGCGUGGCAAUUUGCAGCAUUUCUAGUGGUACUGCUCCACAUUUUACAGCUUUAUGAAGAAGGUGUUUACUUUUUUUGAAAUUACCUUGAGACAUUUCAAACUGUGCAGAAGAUAUAUGCACAAAAGCAAAUGUCUUGCAGUUUGCUAUAGCCACUUAUACAUCAUCUGGCUCUUGAAUAGCUUUAAUUCAGCUGUUGAAUCUCACUUGAAUUUGAGCAAAACCUUCAUCUUUAUAUGUAUCUGGACAAAUUACUUCAAUUGCUUGACAGUAAUGACCAAUCAAUUUAUUUAAAAUAGUAUCAUUUAGUAGGACAGUGUUUUUCUCUGGUUUGAGCAACGAAUUCAACCAGUCCUCUGGGUUGAUCAUCAUCAUCAUCAUCAUUUGGUUAUCAGUUCCUGAGUUAUUUUUACCAGGGAGUUUUAUACCUUUAGACAGCUAUUUUGAAUUAUCUCAGGAAUGUCAUAUAUCUCUGCCUCUUUAGAGUCAGUCACUGGCACUUUGUCUGUUUGGUGACAUCAUGUUUCCCUGACUGUUCUUCAUCUUUGUAGUUAUACAUUGAUAUCUGUGCAUUGAAUAUGUAGGUAUUUAUAAACAGUCUUUGCAAUCUGGCUUUGUCUGUGAUUGUCCUUGUAUAGUAGGUCUGUCCAGAAAUUGUAAGCAUACUGUCUUUUUUGGUCUUUAAGCCCGUGAACGCUACAGCCCGUGUAGUGCCAAAUGGUGCCCUAAGCCCAGGUUCCCUGCAGUCCACUCUGUGAUUUGUUUGUUGACUGCUGUGAGCCCCACCCCCAUUCUUUGUUUCUAAUUUACACCUAGCAGGCUAACCCUGCUGGCACCUGCAGUGCUUCCAGGGGGAAAGGACCAUAGUGUGCCCCUGUGAAGAGUCUCAGAAUGGUGCGGAAGGUGAAUGCCCACCUCCCGCUCUCUUUUCCCACUGUAGAAACUGAUUCCAGAGAAAUUCUCCAAGUGCGGUGCUAUGUGGGCUUGCGGGAGAGGUGUUAUGAUCAAACAGAACCAUUCUCUUUACCCUCUGUUCAUGGUUUUUCUUGGCUCUGUGGUCCAGUGAGUUGUCACAGCUUCACUCCCAAUUUCUGGGAUAUUCAGGGCAAUAAUCUUGCCACUGGGUAUUUGCUAGUUGAAAUUAUGUGGUAGGGAGAGAAGCCAGUAAGCUUCACUUCUCCGUUUGGCUGAUGUCACUCUCGAAUUCUGUACUUUCAUACGGAUUGUAAUAGGGAGGGUCUAAAAGGAAGCUUCAGUUUUGGAUUUUUAGAGCUUCUUCUAAGUACAAUUGUUGAAUCAAGAGGUAAAAAUGGUAUGUUAUAACUGGAAAUACGCUGAGAUUAAAAAGGAGAUAAAUUAGCCCCAUUGGGACAGUGCUAUUGGGAAUGUGAAUUGAUACCACUUUCCUGGAGUCUAGUUUAGUAUUUAUUUUAUAUGUAAUGCCUGAAAAGAUGUGUGUCUCCUUUGACUCAAUACUUAUAGGAAUUUACACAAAGGUUAUAAUCAAAGAUUAUAGAACUGUUAUACUGGAAAAACACGAAAUAUUCUAAUUAUGAAUUAAUUGGGGAUUGGUUAAAUAAACUAUGGUUUGAUAUGCUCUAAAAAUAAUGUUACAGAAAAAAGUGUACUGAUAUGGCAAAAUGUAUGACUUAUAGUUAAAAAAGCAGGUUAGAUGUUGAUAGAUACAGUAUGAUAGAAAAAGAUCAGGAAGGUAUAUGCUGACAUUUAAAUCUGGAUAUUUAUGAGUGUUUUUUUUAUUUCAAUCUUUGUACAUGCAUGUAUUUUCUAGAAAUUGUAUUACUAUCUUUGUAAUAAAGUAAAUUAUUUUUAAGGGACUAAAUAAUAAAUAUUUGUUACUUGAGUGCCUUACACAUUCACUCGGCAAUUACAGUUUCCCGAACAUUGGACUUCAGACUCUUUUCACAGCACAUCCUUAUUUUCAUAAAUAGAAAAUUAAACUUUUUAUUUGUCAUUUUGAUGUUAUGCCAGGUUUAGAAUACUGGAGUCUCGAUCAAUAAGGUGGCACCACAUUGCAGAAUCAUCUCUUUUUACCAUGGGCCCAACAUGGAUGAGGAUCAAUCAGUGUCUGUAACAGUCUUUGCAGUGAGGGCAGAGUGACCAGUUAUUAAGUUGUAGGCUAAAAGAUCCUGGGAGAGACCAGCCACGCACAGGACUUCACAAAUCACUGGACAGUAAGGAAGAUGACCCUGUGGGUAGCACGAGAAAAUGUAGCCGCCUUCCUGGAAUCUAGUUCCUAUUCGCCUGUAGCACCAAAUGAACCAAUCUUACAACCAUAACCAGCAUAUGUAGCUUGGAAAGAUGCUGAAUUCCACACCCUAAGAUCUGGGAAUGGAUUUUGGCUCUUUCCAGCGUCCUAGUCUGGGGCAAGUCAUUCAGCCUCUUGAGACAGUUUCUCUAACAGUGACUAAACAUGCUGACCACCUGUGGUGGUUGGAAUAAGAGAAAAUAGCAUUACUCAUUGGCAGGUUUCUAAAUUGGGAAGCGUAAAAUGUGAGCAUUUAUAAGCGGUCUUAGUCUGUGUUGUGUGGCUAUAGCUGAUUCCCACAGACUGAGUCAUUUAUAAAGAAAAGAGUAAUUACAGUUUUAGGGGCUGGGGUGUCCAAAGUAAGGUAAGGGGAUGCAUCUGGUGAAGGCCUCCUUGCUGUAUUGUCCCCUGGCAGAAGGGCACAAGGCAGAAGUGGGUGCAGGAGACAGAAAGGAGGCAAGAGGGGCAGACCAUCUUUGAUAACAACUCAUUCUCCUGGUAACAGCAUUAAGCCAUCAUGAGAGCAGAGUCCUUGUGACUUCAUCACUUCUCAUCAGGCUCUGCCUCCCAACACCACUGCAGAGGACCAAGCUUCUAACUUAUGAAUUUAGGGGACACACUUAAACCAUAACAUAAGCCUUACCAAACAAAACAAGCAAAAAUUGGCUUUUUUCUCAGUGAAAAUACGCUGCUAACCAGAGGCUGCCAGUUCACGGCAGCACACAGUGCAGACUGGGUGACUUCCAUGGCUCUUCCGAGGCUCAUAGAGGUUUGGUUGGCGUGUCUUAGCGCACCAUGACAUCAUCCAGUGACCUUAGGGCUCAAACCUUGUGACCAGACAGCCCUGUGUUUCUAACCUCAAGCUAUUUAAAAAUUUAAAGGAGGCUACAUAUAUACACUAACCACUUUUUACCAUACUAGUUUCAAUUUAAAAUUAUCUUUUUGGUUAUCUUCCUUGCUGAGAGAAAAUUCUAGUGAAGCCUUCUGGGGGAGGAUCCUCCCCUUACAGGGGAAGAAAAACAUGACCAGACAGAAGUGAGAACCAGAACAGAGUGGAGGGCAUCUACCUUGUGUUUUUGUCUUUUCUCUGUUCACUUCUUUCACUGUUUGCAAAUAAACCCUGCCAAGGAGGCAGAGCACAUAAGGGGCCCUCGUGAGGGAAGUGCUUGAUGGGAUGCUGGACUUCCUCAUUAACACUUCACCUAGUUCAAAUUUGGCCUUCCCACAGCAGCUCCUACCUGGGGCUUUACCAGUUUUUGGAGCAUGCAGUCUUAAAUCUAGAAAGAAAUGCCCAGUGUGAUUCUUAGAUGUUUGGUGGCUUAACCUGUCCCAAAUGACAGGUGGGCCUCCCUUCACACUGGACAGGUCUGAAAUAACCAAGAGAAACAGUGGUGCUCCAACUCAGCUCCAUGGGGAAGCUGAGAGGGACCAUGGGACUUGUCCUGGGUCUGCCUUGGCAUGUACCAUCAUACGAUCUGGGCUCACAUAAGUAGCAGUCCUUUCCUAAGAGGAUUCUAUUCAUACUUCAUGAAAUACCAGUUGUCUAUAUCAAAUAAUCAGUGUGGAGAAACCACUCCAGACGAAAGGACACCUUGAUGGAAACAAGGUGGGCAGGUGAGGGUGAGGAAGCUGAGAUGAUACGGAUAAUUGUAUACUACUCAAAAUAAGUGCUUGAGGGCCUAAAACAUUACCCCAUGUAAUACAUGUGUUAUGCUUUUCUUAACAAUUGCAUUGGAACAAGAUAAAUGCAGAGGUGGUUAUGGCAAUUCCCUAUUUGUAAUGUACUUUUGAGACAGAAAAAUCAAAGUGAUCACCAAACUGUAGUGCUGAAAGAUGAUUCCUACUGUGAUCAUCGCAUUCCUUCAGUGGAAUUGCUGCAUGUGACUUUGCAGAGAGAACAGUUAGGGUAUGGUUAUGUUCCCCUACACUCCAAGUGGCCAAAGGACCCAAGGCAUUUGGGGGCAGCCUAUCAAGGUAUUUAAAUAUCAAGCCAUGAUAUUUAAUUUUAUUUUGAAGCCAAUGGAAAGCACGGAAAACUACAGAAGAGAGAGGUGCCAUUUAUAAUUCAAAUUAUUGAGGAUUUUAUAUAAGACAGAGUACCUACUUUUAGUCCCAGGUAUAGCAAAUUUGUCUUUUCUAACUUGACAAUGGCUUUAAAAGUGUACCAUGAUGCCCUUCCACUGCAAAUUACAGGGCACUCAGCUAUUUUUCACAAAAUCAUGAUACUUCAAUAACUAUGUUGUUUUUCUUUAGUGGAGCUACUAUUGAGCCUCACAGAUGAUUGACACAUAUUUCCCUGCAAAUUAACAUCACUUAGGACAUACUUAUCUCAGAGAAAACGGCCCAGAAGCAUAUUGGGGUGAAGGGAGGCUAAGGCCCCAGAGCUCUUCUGGGCAUGAGAUUUCUUUCUCAGGGGGUGCUUAUGAUUGGCUGCUUGUCCCAAGAUGCUAAUGGAGGCAGGGAAGGCUCACUGCUCCAGCCCAUGGGGCGGAGCAAGGCCAGUCCCUGUUGCUUCGGGUUCCAUUUAUGGGCUUUCUACCUGUGCUCACUUCCCCAAAGCCACCCCUGAUUUGAAUGCUGAUCAGCAGCCCCAUUGGAGCAGCCUGCUUGCAAAUGGGGUGGAGGGGGCUGAUCGCAGCCUUGCCCCUGCUCUCCUUGGUGCAGCCUGCUCUGGGAACCAGCUCAAAGGAUGAGGAUGUAGGAAGAAGCUGGUCUGCUGACUGUCAUACUUGUGACCAGCUUGCACAGGACAUGGCCGAGGAGGCAGCCCAGAACAUUUCUGAUGACCAGGAAAGGUGUCUCCAGGCUGCCUGCUGCCUUUCCUUUGGUGGUGAGCUGUCUGUGAGCACUGACAAGAGCUGGGGUCUUCAUCUGUGCAGCUGUAGCCCUCCUGGAGGUGGAUUGUGGGUCGAGGUCUAUGCUAAUCAUGUGCUUCUUAUGAGUGAUGGGAAGUGUGGCUGUCCUUGGUGUGCUCUGAAUGGAAAGGCAGAAGACCGGGAAUCACAGAGCCCAUCCUCAUCAGCUUCCAGGCAGAAGAACAUUUGGAAAACAACUAGUGAAGCAGCGUUAAGUGUUGUUAAUGAAAAAACACAGGCUGUUGUUAAUGAAAAAACACAGGCGCCUCUGGAUUGUGAUAACAGUGCUGAUAGAAUUCCCCACAAACCUUUCAUUAUAAUCGCAAGGGCCUGGAGCAGUGGUGGCCCCAGGUUCCAUCACAGGCGGCUGUGUGCUACUGGGACCGCAGACAGCACAUUCUCUGCUCUUCUCCAGCUCCAGGGCACCACUUCUGCAGCAGCUCCCUGCAGCCUGAAGAUGGAGGCUUCCUGCUGUGUCCUGAGACUGCUGUGCUGUGCGGAGGAUGUGGCCACGGGGCUGCUUCCUGGGACUGUCACGAUGGAGACCCCCACCAAGGUGGCCAGACCCACUCAGACCAGCUCCCAGCGAGUGCCCCUGUGGCCGAUUUCACAUUUUCCCACUUCUCCCAGAAGCUCCCACGGCCUUCCGCCUGGCAUUCCUCGCACCCCCAGCUUCACGGCAUCGCAGUCUGGUUCUGAGAUCCUCUAUCCCCCUACUCAGCAUCCUCCUGUGGCCAUCCUAGCUCGAAAUUCUGAUAACUUCAUGAACCCUGUUCUUAAUUGCUCCCUGGAAGUGGAAGCUCGGGCACCUCCAAAUCUGGGAUUCCGUGUUCAUAUGGCUUCUGGAGAGGCUCUCUGUCUGAUGAUGGAUUUCGGGGACAGUUCUGGGGUUGAAAUGAGGCUACACAACAUGUCUGAGGCAAUGGCGGUGACUGCCUACCACCAGUACUCAAAAGGUAUUUUUUUUCAUCUUUUACAUUUUCAGUUGGAUAUGUCCACCUACAAAGAAGCAGAGACACAAAAUACAACUUUAAAUGUUUACUUGUGCCAAAGUGAAAACAGCUGCCUGGAAGACUCAGACCCCAGUAACCUUGGAUAUGAGCUUAUUUCUGCCUUUGUCACCAAAGGAGUCUAUAUGCUCAAGGCUGUUAUUUAUAACGAGUUUCAUGGAACCGAAGUGGAGCUUGGGCCUUAUUAUGUGGAGAUUGGCCAUGAGGCCGUGUCUGCGUUCAUGAACUCCAGCAGUGUCCAUGAAGAUGAAGUGCUUGUCUUUGCUGACUCCCAAGUGAAUCAGAAAAGCACUGUGGUUAUACAUCACUUUCCAUCUAUUCCUUCAUAUAACGUGUCCUUUAUUUCUCAGACUCAAGUGGGUGACAGCCAGGCUUGGCACAGCAUGACUGUCUGGUAUAAGAUGCAAUCCGUCUCUGUCUACACAAAUGGAACUGUGUUUGCCACAGACACAGACAUUACAUUUACAGCUGUUACCAAGGAAACAAUACCCCUGGAAUUUGAGUGGUAUUUUGGAGAGGAUCCACCAGUGAGGACAACUUCAAGAAGCAUUAAAAAAAGACUCAGCAUCCCCCAAUGGUAUCGUGUGAUGGUUAAGGCUUCCAACAGGAUGAGCAGUGUGGUCUCUGAGCCCCAUGUCAUCAGGGUGCAGAAGAAAAUUGUGGCCAAUCGGCUCACGUCCCCCUCCUCAGCUCUGGUAAAUGCCAGUGUGGCCUUUGAGUGCUGGAUCAACUUCGGCACAGAUGUUGCCUACCUGUGGGACUUUGGGGAUGGCACCGUCAGCCUGGGGAGCAGCUCCAGCAGCCAUGUCUACAGUAGGGAAGGAGAAUUUACAGUGGAGGUCCUUGCCUUCAAUAAUGUCAGUGCCUCCACUCUAAGACAGCAACUUUUCAUCGUGUGCGAGCCCUGCCAGCCACCCCUGGUGAAGAACAUGGGGCCUGGGAAAGUCCAGAUAUGGAGGUCUCAGCCUGUGAGGCUGGGAGUGACGUUUGAAGCUGCAGUCUUCUGUGAUAUUUCCCAAGGUCUUUCUUACACCUGGAACUUGAUGGACUCUGAAGGGCUCCCUGUCUCCCUCCCUGCUGCUGUGGACACUCACAGACAGACCCUCAUCCUCCCGAGCCACACCUUGGAGUAUGGGAACUACACUGCCCUUGCCAAGGUUCAGAUUGAAGGCAGUGUGGUGUACAGCAACUACUGUGUGGGCCUGGAGGUGCGAGCCCAGGCCCCUGUCAGUGUGAUCUCCGAGGGCACACACCUAUUCUUCUCCAGGACCACCUCAUCCCCCAUUGUCCUCAGAGGGACCCAGUCCUUCGACCCUGACGACCCUGGGGCGACUCUCAGGUAUCACUGGGAAUGCGCCACCGCUGGCUCCCCAGCACAUCCCUGCUUCGACUCCUCCACUGCACACCAACUGGAUGCCGCGGCUCCCACUGUUUCCUUUGAGGCACAAUGGCUCAGUGACAGCUAUGAUCAGUUCCUUGUGAUGCUGAGGGUCUCCAGUGGUGGCCGGAACUCUUCUGAGACCCGGGUGUUCCUGUCCCCCUACCCUGACUCGGCGUUCAGAUUCGUCCACAUCUCCUGGGUCAGCUUUAAAGACACCUUCGUCAACUGGAAUGACGAACUCUCUCUUCAAGCUAUGUGUGAGGACUGCAGUGAAAUACCGAAUCUGUCUUAUUCCUGGGAUCUCUUUUUAGUCAAUGCAACAGAAAAGAAUAGGAUAGAAGUUCCCUUCUGCAGAGUAGUGGGGCUGCUUGGCUCGCUGGGACUCGGUGCCAUUUCAGAGUCAUCACAGUUAAACCUGCUGCCCACUGAGCCUGGCACUGCAGAUCCUGAUGCAACGACCACACCAUUCUCACGGGAACCUUCACCCGUGACCCUUGGCCAACCUGCCACUUCAGCUCCAAGGGGAACCCCCACAGAGCCCAUGACUGGAGUCUACUGGAUUCCUCCUGCGGGGGACUCUGCAGUCCUGGGGGAGGCUCCAGAGGAAGGUUCACUAGACCUAGAGCCAGGGCCACAGAGCAAGGGAUCCCUGAUGACUGGCCGCUCUGAGAGAAGUCAGCCCACCCACAGCCCUGACCCUCACCUCUCUGAUUUUGAAGCCUAUUACAGUGACAUUCAAGAAGCAAUACCAUCGGGAGGAAGACAGCCAGCUAAGGACACCAGCUUUCCAGGAUCAGGACCUAGCUUGAGUGCCGAGGAGAGCCCUGGAGAUGGGGAUAACCUGGUGGACCCCUCCCUGUCUGCAGGCAGAGCCGAGCCUGUCCUCAUGAUUGACUGGCCCAAGGCCCUGCUGGGUCGAGCAGUUUUCCAAGGCUAUUCAUCCUCAGGUAUUACAGAACAGACAGUGACAAUCAAGCCAUACUCUCUGAGCAGUGGAGAGACGUACGUCCUGCAAGUGUCUGUGGCUUCGAAGCAUGGCUUACUGGGUAAAGCUCAGCUGUACUUGACAGUCAACCCGGCUCCUCGGGACAUGGCCUGUCAGGUGCAGCCCCACCAUGGUCUGGAAGCACACACCGUCUUCAGUGUCUUCUGCAUGUCUGGAAAACCGGACUUCCAUUAUGAAUUUAGUUACCAGAUAGGAAACACCUCCAAACACACUUUGUACCAUGGGAGAGACACCCAGUAUUAUUUUGUGUUGCCAGCUGGUGAGCACUUGGACAAUUACAAAGUCAUGGUUUCCACUGAAAUCACAGAUGGCAAAGGCUCCAAGGUCCAGCCGUGCACUGUGGUGGUGACUGUGCUGCCCCGCUACCAUGGAAAUGACUGUCUGGGCGAGGACCUGUAUAAUUCCAGCCUGAAAAACCUUUCUACCCUCCAGCUGAUGGGGAGUUACACAGAAAUCAGGAACUACAUCACUGUGAUCACCAGAAUCCUGAGUCGUUUGUCUAAGGAGGACAAAACUGCCUCCUGCAACCAAUGGUCACGAAUACAGGAUGCAUUAAUUUCUUCAGUAUGCAGAUUGGCUUUUGUAGAUCAGGAAGAAAUGAUUGGUUCUGUUCUUAUGUUGAGGGACCUCGUGAGCUUCUCUAAUAAGCUAGGCUUUAUGAGUGCGGUUCUCAUCCUCAAGUACACCCGGGCACUCCUUGCUCAAGGCCAGUUCUCGGGGCCAUUUGUGAUUGACAAAGGAGUGAGGCUUGAGCUCAUCGGUCUCAUAUCCAGAGUCUGGGAAGUCUCUGAGCAAGAAAACUCGAAGGAGGAAGUCUAUCGACAUGAAGAAGGAAUUACAGUCAUCUCAGAUUUAUUGUUGGGUUGUCUCUCUUUGAACCAUGUUAGCACUGGGCAGAUGGAGUUCCGGACCCUUCUUCAUUACAACCUUCAGAGCUCUGUCCAGAGCCUGGGAUCUGUCCAGGUGCAUUUACCUGGUGACCUUGCUGGGCACAGUCCUGCUGGGGCGGAGACACAGAGCCCAUGCUACAUUAGCCAGCUCAUACUCUUCAAGAAGAACCCAUAUCCAGGGAGCCAAGCUCCUGGGCAGAUUGGUGGAGUUGUGGGCCUCAACCUCUAUACCUGCUCCAGCAGAAGACCCAUCAACAGGCAAUGGCUAAGGAAACCCGUGAUGGUCGAGUUUGGGGAGGAGGAUGGCCUGGAUAAUAGGAGAAAUAAAACGACAUUUGUAUUACUUCGGGAUAAAGUGAAUCUCCAUCAGUUCACUGAGCUUUCCGAAAACCCCCAGGAAUCUCUACAGAUAGAAAUUGAAUUUUCCAAACCUGUUACAAGGGCAUUUCCCGUCAUGUUGCUAGUAAGAUUCUCUGAGAAACCUACUCCCUCUGAUUUUCUUGUGAAGCAGAUCUACUUCUGGGAUGAGUCAAUUGUGCAGAUUUAUAUACCUGCUGCUUCUCAGAAAGAUGCCAGUGUAGGCUAUUUAUCCUUAUUGGAUGCUGACUAUGACAGAAAACCUCCAAACAGAUAUUUAGCUAAGGCAGUGAACUAUACAGUACAUUUCCAGUGGAUCCGAUGCCUGUUUUGGGACAAGAGAGAGUGGAAAUCUGAACGUUUCUCUCCACAACCAGGGACUUCUCCUGAAAAAGUGAACUGCAGCUACCAUCGCCUCGCGGCAUUCGCUCUCCUAAGGAGAAAGCUGAAGGCCAGUUUUGAAGUGAGUGACAUUUCCAAGCUACAGAGCCACCCAGAAAACUUGCUUCCCAGUAUUUUUAUUAUGGGUUCUGUGAUUCUUUAUGGAUUUUUGGUCGCUAAAAGUAGACAAGUAGAUCAUCAUGAAAAAAAGAAAGCUGGUUACAUCUUUCUGCAAGAAGCUUCCCUGCCGGGCCAUCAGCUAUAUGCGGUCGUCAUUGACACUGGCUUCCGAGCUCCGGCCAGGUUGACCUCAAAGGUGUACAUUGUUUUAUGUGGCGACAAUGGACUGUCAGAAACCAAGGAGCUCUCCUGUCCAGAGAAGCCCCUGUUUGAAAGGAAUUCCAGACACACCUUUAUCCUGAGCGCUCCUGCCCAACUGGGCCUGCUGAGGAAGAUCCGCCUCUGGCACGACAGCCGUGGGCCUUCCCCAGGCUGGUUCAUCAGCCACGUGAUGGUGAAGGAGCUGCACACGGGACAGGGCUGGUUCUUCCCUGCCCAGUGCUGGCUGUCUGCCGGCAGGCAUGAUGGUCGCGUGGAGCGGGAGCUCACCUGUCUGCAAGGGGGACUCGGCUUCCGGAAGCUUUUCUAUUGCAAGUUCACAGAGUACCUGGAGGAUUUCCAUGUCUGGCUGUCGGUGUACAGCAGGCCCUCCUCCAGCCGCUACCUGCACACGCCGCGCCUCACCGUGUCCUUCUCCCUGCUGUGCGUCUACGCGUGUCUCACUGCCCUGGUUGCUGCUGGAGGGCAAGAGCAGCCCCACUUGGACGUCAGCCCCACCCUUGGAUCCUUCAGGGUGGGUCUCCUGUGUACCCUCCUGGCUUCUCCAGGGGCCCAGCUCUUGUCCCUGCUCUUCAGGCUCAGCAAGGAAGCCCCGGGGUCUGCCCGAGUGGAGCCACACAGCCCACUUAGAGGAGGAGCACAGACCGAGGCACCCCAUGGUCCUAAUUCCUGGGGAAGGAUACCAGACGCACAGGAGCCACGCAAGCAACCUGCAUCAGCCAUUCUCUCUGGGAGUGGCAGGGCCCAAAGGAAGGCGGCAAGUGACAAUGGCACAGCUUGUCCAGCCCCUAAGCUGCAGGUUCAUGGGGCUGACCACAGCAGGACUUCUCUGAUGGGGAAAAGCCACUGCUGCCCUCCCCACACUCAAGCACCCAGCAGUGGUUUGGAGGGACUAAUGCCCCAGUGGUCAAGGGCCCUUCAGCCUUGGUGGAGCUCUGCAGUGUGGGCCAUUUGUGGGACCGCUUCUUUGGCCUGCAGUUUGGGGACAGGAUUUCUAGCCUACAGGUUUGGCCAGGAGCAAUGUGUGCAGUGGCUGCACCUGCUGUCCCUCUCCGUGGUCUGCUGUAUUUUCAUCACCCAGCCACUUAUGGUAUGCCUCAUGGCCUUGGGUUUUGCUUGGAAAAGAAGAGCUGACAACCACUUUUUUACUGAGUCUUUAUGUGAGGCUACCAGGGAUCUGGACUCUGAAUUGGCAGAACGUUCCUGGACUCGCCUCCCCUUCUCUUCAAGCUGCAGUAUUCCUGACUGUGCAGGCGAGGUUGAAAAAGUCUUGGCUGCCCGACAACAAGCUCGCCACCUGCGCUGGGCGCAUCCACCAUCCAAGGCCCAGCUGAGGGGCACCAGACAGAGGAUGAGGAGAGAGAGUCGCACACGGGCUGCCCUGAGAGACAUUUCCAUGGACAUCCUCAUGCUGCUUCUGCUUUUGUGUGUAAUAUAUGGGAGAUUUUCCCAAGAUGAAUACUCCCUCAAUCAAGCUAUCCGGAAAGAAUUUACAAGAAAUGCCAGAAACUGCUUGGGUGGCCUGAGAAACAUCGCUGACUGGUGGGACUGGAGUCUGACCACACUUCUGGAUGGCCUGUACCCGGGAGGCACCCCGUCAGCCCGUGUGCCGGGGGCUCAGCCUGGAGCUCUUGGAGGAAAAUGCUACCUAAUAGGCAGUUCCGUAAUUAGGCAGCUAAAAGUUUUUCCUAGGCAUUUAUGCAAGCCUCCCAGGCCAUUUUCAGCACUCAUCGAAGACUCUAUUCCUACAUGUAGUCCCGAAGUUGGAGGCCCUGAGAACCCCUACCUGAUAGACCCAGAGAACCAAAACGUGACCCUGAAUGGUCCUGGGGGCUGUGGGACAAGGGAGGACUGUGUGCUCAGCCUGGGCAGAACAAGGACUGAAGCCCACACAGCCCUGUCCCGACUCAGGGCCAGCAUGUGGAUUGACCGCAGCACCAGGGCUGUGUCUGUGCACUUCACUCUCUAUAACCCUCCAACCCAACUCUUCACCAGCGUGUCCCUGAGAGUGGAGAUCCUCCCUACGGGGAGUCUCGUCCCCUCAUCCCUGGUGGAGUCAUUCAGCAUCUUCCGCAGCGACUCAGCCCUGCAGUACCACCUCAUGCUUCCCCAGCUGGUCUUCCUGGCACUCAGCCUGAUCCACCUCUGUGUUCAACUCUACCGUAUGAUGGACAAGGGCGUCCUCAGCUACUGGCGAAAGCCAAGGAACUGGCUGGAGCUCUCCGUGGUUGGAGUGAGCCUCACCUACUAUGCAGUUUCCGGCCACCUUGUUACUCUUGCUGGAGAUGUCACUAACCAGUUUCACAGAGGACUUUGCCGAGCAUUUAUGGACCUCACCCUUAUGGCAUCAUGGAAUCAGAGGGCUCGAUGGCUCCGGGGAAUCCUCUUAUUCCUCUUCACAUUAAAAUGCGUCUAUCUUCCUGGCAUUCAAAACACAAUGGCAUCCUGCUCCUCCAUGAUGCGCCACUCACUCCCCAGCAUCUUUGUAGCAGGGCUGGUGGGGGCACUGAUGCUGGCCGCCCUCUCCCACCUGCACCGAUUUCUGCUCUCUAUGUGGGUUCUACCACCUGGCACCUUCACAGACGCCUUCCCCGGGCUGCUGUUUCAUUUUCCCAGAAGAAGCCAAAAAGACUGCCUCCUUGGCCUUUCCAAGUCUGACCAGCGGGCCAUGGCUUGUUACUUUGGGAUCCUUUUAAUAGUCUCUGCCACACUGUGUUUUGGAAUGCUGAGAGGUUUUCUCAUGACUUUACCCCAAAAAAGAAAAUCUUUUCAAAGUAAAUCUUUUGUGAGACUUAAAGAUGUCACUGCUUAUAUGUGGGAAAAGGUCCUCACCUUUCUGAGACUGGAAACACCAAAGUUGGAAGAGGCUGAGAUGGUUGAGAAUCACAAUUACUACUUGGAUGAAUUUGCAAAUCUGUUAGACGAACUUCUGAUGAAGAUUAAUGGUUUGUCCGACAGCCUACAACUCCCCCUUCUGGAAAAAACAUCCAACAACACAGGGGAGGCAAGGACAGAAGAGAGUCCCUUAGUGGACAUUUCUAGUUACCAAGCUGCUGAGGAAAACACAACGCUUUCUGGACUAUCACUUUAUGAGCCAGCAGACAUCAAGGACUUCUGAGGAGCCUGGUACCUUGCAUAGGCACUAUGGACCCUGUUUUGCUUAACCCACCCAACAGCCAAUUUUAGCAGACAUCCUAGUUUUGCAGGUGAGAAGAGCUGAGGUACGAAGAAGUUUUGUUAAUUUUUCCAGUUCACGUAACAAGUAAAUGGGAAACCAGGAUGAAAAUCAAGGUUUAUCUGUCAUCAGACUGUUACUCAUAAUCACCAUUCGGAGAGUUCAGAUGUGGGACAAGAUUCUAACUCCAGCCUUCUCCCAAAUGGUUAAUUUGCCAGUUGCCCUAGAGUUACAUAUUGUCUUAUUUGUUUGUUUUACUGAAUCUGUCUGAGUAUUAAAAGCCUUGUAUCUUGUGAAAUUUCUUUCAGGUCUCAUAAAAGCGAUGAAAGAGACCAGGAUAACAUUCUAAUAUUUAAAUAAGAUUUUUGAAGUAAAAUCCUUAUUUUGUAAAUUUAACAAUUGAAUCUUGCUAGAUUAAUAACGCAUCUUUCCUGAUUUACUAAUUCAAUAUAAAAUGGUUAUUCAAACUGAA